AUGCCGCUGGAACGCGCAUCAGACUUUGCCGCUCAUGUGGCUCAUUACCUUUGGUUUACCGAUCUCCAGAACACUCCCUUCUGGAACUUCGAUUCCUGUCAACCCCGCACUCAAUUCAAAAAGUUCUGUCGCGACGUAGUAAAUGCCACCCAAGUCUCCCAUUCCGUAAUAGCUCUCUCUCUACUAUACAUUUACCGAAUGAAAAUAAAAGUCCCCCCCAUACAGGGACAUCCUGGCUCCGAAUUCAGAGCAUUCACAGUCGCAUUGAUGCUUGCCAACAAGUUUCUCGACGACAACACAUAUACAAACAAAACGUGGUCCGAAGUCACGAAUAUCCCCGUAAAAGAGAUCAACAUUAUGGAAAUGGAAUUCCUCAGUUCGCUAGACUUUUCCUUGUUCGUCUCGCUCGACGAUUACUACAACUGGGUCUAUUCCAUUGACGCUCACAUUCCCAACAACGACGACUCGAUGAACGACGAUUCCAAUGCUCCCGACUGUGCAAUUCCUAUUCCCCAAGCAAUAGACUACAACCUGCAAGUUCAAUCUCAAAACAUCGUUCCCAUAUCACAACCCCAGCAAUUGGUCUCCUCAAUGGUAUGCACGUCUACCGCAUUACCCAUGGAAACCAUGCAACAAUCUUCUGCUGUCUCGACGAGUUACAAACGAUCCGUUGAUCAAGCAUUCGUCGAUGGGAUAAUAACGUCUCCGCCAAAGAGAUCCAACGCGAGCUCGAAUUAUUCCACAGUGACAUUGCCAAAUAAUUAUUUUCCAGCGUCAGUAAACGUACAGUCGUCGAAUAACGGGCUCGUAUAUGGAAAUACGACAAUGUACGAUUUCCAACAGAGCUACGGGAAUGCACCGUCACAAUACACUUUGGUCGAUCCUGUGAGCGUAUUAUAUACGGCAAGUAGAAGAAUGUCGCUGUAUAAUGUGCGUGCAUCGGCACUUCCGAUUAAUGCAAUCUCAUUUCAAACGGCCGUGAAUGCCAUCUAG
Messenger RNA from Paraglomus brasilianum, 993 nucleotides. NCBI's taxonomy places the organism in Eukaryota, Fungi, Glomeromycota, Glomeromycetes, Paraglomerales, Paraglomeraceae. The record is from the annotation of a GenBank genome assembly.